Grammomys surdaster is the source of this 5505-nucleotide messenger RNA. RefSeq names its product dihydropyrimidinase like 3 (gene Dpysl3). The transcript is spliced from 14 exons. The record is from RefSeq and is a predicted model, not a curated record. NCBI's taxonomy places the organism in Eukaryota, Metazoa, Chordata, Mammalia, Rodentia, Muridae. Gene Ontology annotation, biological process: actin crosslink formation. Bases 154 to 2205 code for a protein of 683 amino acids. Gene Ontology annotation, molecular function: hydrolase activity, acting on carbon-nitrogen (but not peptide) bonds, in cyclic amides. Gene Ontology annotation, cellular component: cytosol; cytoplasm.
GGGACUGGCAGGAACCGGAGCAGCACUGCCGCCUCUGGCGCGAAGGCUCUGGCGCCUCCUCCCGCCGCAUCACUGUGGCUCUGUGCGCGCUGCCGGCCGCUGCUCUCUCCAGCCUCUGAAGAAGAAAGCCCCUGAGCCACUGUCGCUUGAACCAUGGCUUCGGGCCGAAGGGGUUGGGACAGCUCCCACGAGGACGACCUGCCUGUGUACUUGGCCCGGCCGGGCACCACAGAUCAGGUCCCACGGCAGAAGUACGGUGGCAUGUUCUGCAACGUGGAGGGCGCCUUCGAGAGCAAGACGUUGGAUUUCGAUGCCUUGAGUGUGGGACAGCGCGGCGCCAAGACUCCCCGGAGCAGUCAGGGCAGCGGCCGCGGCGCGGGGAACCGGCCCGGGGUGGAAGGGGACGCGCGCAGGGGUCUGGGCCGGGAGGAGAGCAGGGAGCCCGCGCCUGAGUCGCCCAAGCCCGCCGGGGUAGAGAUCCGGAGCGCCACCGGCAAGGAAGUCUUGCAGAACCUCGGUCCCAAGGACAAGAGUGACCGUCUUCUAAUCAAGGGAGGGAGAAUCGUCAACGAUGAUCAGUCCUUUUAUGCUGAUAUUUACAUGGAGGAUGGCUUAAUAAAGCAAAUUGGAGACAAUCUGAUUGUCCCAGGAGGUGUGAAGACCAUCGAGGCCAAUGGGAAGAUGGUGAUCCCUGGAGGCAUUGAUGUCCAUACCCACUUUCAGAUGCCUUACAAGGGAAUGACCACAGUGGACGAUUUCUUCCAAGGGACAAAGGCUGCCUUAGCGGGAGGCACCACCAUGAUCAUUGACCACGUGGUACCUGAACCUGAGUCUAGCCUGACAGAGGCCUAUGAAAAGUGGCGUGAGUGGGCGGAUGGGAAGAGCUGCUGUGACUAUGCUUUGCACGUGGACAUCACCCACUGGAAUGACAGCGUCAAGCAGGAGGUGCAGAACCUCAGCAAGGAAAAAGGUGUUAACUCCUUCAUGGUUUACAUGGCCUACAAGGAUUUAUAUCAAGUGUCCAACACAGAGCUCUAUGAGAUCUUCACCUGCCUGGGAGAGCUGGGGGCCAUCGCUCAAGUUCAUGCCGAGAAUGGAGAUAUCAUUGCCCAGGAGCAGGCACGUAUGCUGGAAAUGGGAAUAACCGGCCCAGAAGGCCAUGUUCUGAGCAGACCAGAAGAGCUGGAAGCUGAAGCUGUGUUCCGUGCCAUCACCGUCGCCAGCCAGACCAACUGCCCCCUCUAUGUCACCAAGGUCAUGAGCAAGAGUGCGGCUGAUCUCAUCUCACAAGCCAGGAAGAAAGGAAAUGUGGUCUUUGGCGAGCCCAUCACUGCCAGUCUGGGAAUAGAUGGAACUCAUUACUGGAGUAAGAACUGGGCCAAGGCAGCUGCAUUUGUGACAUCCCCACCUCUGAGCCCUGACCCAACCACACCUGACUACAUCAACUCCUUGCUGGCCAGCGGGGAUCUGCAGCUCUCUGGAAGUGCCCACUGUACCUUUAGCACUGCCCAGAAAGCCAUUGGGAAGGACAAUUUCACAGCCAUCCCUGAGGGCACCAAUGGCGUGGAAGAGCGUAUGUCUGUCAUCUGGGACAAAGCUGUGGCCACAGGGAAGAUGGAUGAAAACCAGUUUGUGGCUGUGACAAGCACCAAUGCUGCCAAGAUAUUCAACCUGUACCCUCGCAAGGGGAGAAUAGCUGUGGGCUCUGACAGCGACCUUGUCAUCUGGGAUCCAGAUGCCGUGAAGAUCGUCUCUGCCAAGAACCACCAGUCGGUUGCUGAAUACAACAUCUUUGAAGGGAUGGAGCUGCGUGGGGCACCUCUGGUGGUUAUCUGCCAGGGCAAGAUCAUGCUGGAAGAUGGCAACCUGCACGUGACCCAGGGGGCUGGCCGCUUCAUUCCCUGCACCCCAUUCUCUGACUAUGUCUAUAAGCGCAUUAAAGCAAGGAGGAAGAUGGCAGACCUGCAUGCAGUCCCAAGAGGCAUGUAUGAUGGACCAGUGUUUGACUUGACCACCACCCCCAAGGGGGGCACCCCAGCUGGUUCUACUCGGGGCUCUCCCACUCGGCCAAACCCACCAGUGAGGAACCUCCAUCAGUCGGGAUUUAGCCUGUCAGGCACCCAAGUGGAUGAGGGCGUCCGUUCAGCCAGCAAACGCAUUGUGGCGCCCCCUGGAGGCCGUUCUAACAUCACAUCCCUGAGUUAAGCAAGCCCUCCCAAAGAGGGAGGCAGAAGCAAGAAGAAAAAGAAAAACAAAAAAUUGAAGCCAAAAUGGUACACCGGUAUUUAAGAAGGAACGUGAAUCCAAACAGUUGAGAUCUAAAGAAUCACUAAGCCUCAAGCCUUAUGUUCCCAAAUGUUAUGCUCGCUUGCCUAGUUUUACGAAUUGCUUUGAUUUCUGUUUAUGCAUAUUCUCGAUUUCUUUGACCCCACCCCCACCCCCACUUACAUGCAUGCGAUCAGACUGGCCACUAAGGUAGAUUCUGCGUAUUAUAGUGUUGAGAGCAUAUGUAGCACUGCAUCUUAUGACAAAGGGACAGACAAAGCUGGGAUGUCCAGAAAAUGAAUGAAGGCAUGAAGGGUCUUUUGGAUGAUUGGGUGGUGAGAGCCCAGAACAAGAUGGAGGGCACAAAGGGGCUGAGGUAGGACGUGAACUAGGGAGAUGGGUAGGCAGGGUGAGAAGAAGGACAUUGUGUGUUGUAUUAUGAUGUGUGUUAAUGUCCAUGGAAGAUGGCCACAUAAGGCAGUGGAUGCUCUAUCACGUUUCCCUGGGAUCUGCAGAGAAGGCAGGAGUUCUUUGGGUUCUGGACUUUGUCAUAUCCUUUCCUAGUAGAUCUUGUUUCUUUUAUCAUGUAUUGAAUGACAGAAUCUAGAUAUUUCUUCCACUUGUUGAAUAAUGCCAGUGUUUGCUUGGGCCUCUUUCUCCUGUUGCUUUCAAGUCUUCUGUUCCAAAGGACAAAUGGACAGCUCUCUUCCUCUUCAGCCUCUUCGGGGCUCUUCAAAGGCUGCCAUAGAGAGUGCAGCCCCAGUUCUACUUAGGGGAGGAAGGUAAAGCUUAGACAGCCUUGCCCUCAUCCCUGGGGAGUCACCCACCCCCGUCUGCAAGCAGAGAGGAGGCACGUGCUCCUGCCUGCUGAGUUAGAGACCAUGGCUAAGAUAGAGUCAAGGGCUUCCUUUGCUCAUGGUGAAUGUCUAAUCUCUUCAUCUCAGACCCAAGCACAUUCGUGAUGUUAUUUCUUCUUGGAGAACUGACUUUCUCAGUUGUUCCUAAACUUUACUCCCAGUAGUAGUCUCCGAUUCUGUGGGAGUACAGCAGAGAUUUAGGGAAGCCAGCCUUGAUUAGCAGGAGCAUACUGGAUGAUCAUGUUUUCAAUUCCAAGCCAAUUGUGUCCUCAUCUGUUAGCAGAUCCCCAGGGCAGGGAUAUCACUUUUUAAUUAGUACUAACUCUCCAGGGUGAUAUGUAUGAAGCAAUAUGAUGUAGCUUUCUUGGUAUGCAGCCCAUGAGGGUAGUGGGCAGCAAUGUUAGCAUCCCCCCUUGUCUGUCAGAGUUAGAUGUCCACAUUCCUAUCACACCAUUUCCAAAAUCAAUCGUGAACCAGAUUCUGUGAGCAAGGGGUUUGUAGAAGCCAAGAUACUCACUCUCCUGCAAGAAAUAUGGUAGCAAACAUGGCUCAGACUUGUGUGCUCUAGGGGCCCACUUGGUGAGAAAUAUCACACUGCGCAUUAAGUACUCUGAAGAACAGAGCAGGCCUCGUACACCUUCUAAGUACUUACGAGAAACCGCCAUCUCUGCCUGCGGGUGUUGUUUGUUUUUGCUGUUUUUUUUUUUUUUUUGAGGUGGGGGAGUUUUGUUUGUUUCAUUGUGUGGAGCUGGACAAUUGAGUCCAGGGCCUCUCAAUUGCUAGGCAAAACUCUGCCACUGUGCUUCACCUUUGCCCCCAGCCCUGACUGUUGGCUGUAAUAAAACUAAGAUCUAGAGAAAUAUGAACAGUUUGGAUAUGUAAGGAUUUGGAAAUUGCAGAGGAAGGAGAUUUCCCUGAGAAAGCUAGCUUCUGUUCUAAUAGAAAAGGCUCUUUCACCUCGUAAUAGGAAUCUUGCUACUUUAAAGCUCUCAUGGUGCUUUCAUUUUAAAGGAGACUUUAGCAGGAAAAGAGGGGAAUGAAAUUUUGAAUUACAAUUCAAAUUUGGGGAUAUAUCCAGGAAAACAGAAGGACUUUUAUAGGCAAAGGGAGUUUGCCAGAUCUGAAGCAUAUAUACUAAAUACCUCAAUAGCCAGGCUUGGCAGCAGCAUAGGCUGUAGUACCAUCUGUGGCCACCAGACGGAGGAAGAGACAUGUAAAUGAACUGUAAUUUUAGGCCUCCACAACUGUGUGGUUUCCCAUGCCUGAGGACCCUCCAGGGUCUCUCUGGUCAUGAAAAAUAAACUCCUUUGGGUCUGCACUGCACUUGGCACUUCCAAAGUGUGCCACUGUGCUGAAACCUUACGUUCCUCUCAAGCGUUCCCUGUGCAAGGAGCAGCUUCUUGAAGUCUUCAAGGGGAGCAGGCACCAUCUCAGGAUGUUCUUCAUUCACUAUUAGUAGUGCCCAAGCAUAGUAAAUCCUGGGGAUUCCUUGGCAGCUCCCCAACUGUUUUCUUAACAUGAGAAUUUUUCUAAGCAGCAUGUUACUUGAGUUACAAGUUUAAAUGCAAAUUGGUUCUGCCUCAUAGACAGAUAGCCCCUUCCGAGGGUGGGAGAGCAUGCUGGGUACUAUCUUCUCUCAUUGUCAUUGGGGCUUUCCACCAAGCCCCCUCUAAGAAUACCCUGCAGUCUCCAAACCUCCAAGUUAUUUCUGAGCCCCCAGUGGCAAUCUGUUGACCUUCGUUCUGAAAGGGCCAUAGGCUUGAGUGGUUGAAGGUUUCUCUGGAGCAAUUAAAUCAGCUUCCCCAGUGGAGAAAUUUGUUGCUUCCACCAUUUUUGGUUUUUAUUUUUUUAAACUAAUAGGAUUAUAGUCAUCUUCCAAAAUUGCCUUUCUCUAACUUCAAAGUCCACUGGUUCUUUGGGUCAUUUCUUUAUCAUGAUAGGCAGAGGUCUAUCUCCCAAGGCCUGAAUCCUAACUCUGGUCUCCAUUCUGUUCAUUCUGCUAAAUCCCUUCCAAGAGGUAAGUGCUUCUCAACUUUGCUUCUUGCCCCAAGCCUCCCAGAUCUUCUCCCUUAGACAGCCCCAGCUUGAGUCCUGAUGCAGUCAUGUGCUGGCCCAGGUAGCUAGCAUUCCUUAUAAUUCCUCUUUGAGACAUGGUGUGUGGGUGUUCAUUUCUGUGUCUGGUGGCUAUGGACAGACAGUGAGUCUCCCUGUGAUCUGUGCUAGCUGUGAGGCAGCUCGGAUAUUGAAGAGCUGUUUGGUUUGAACCGUGAAGAAAACUGUGUAUUGAGUUAGCUGAGAUUAAAGAAACAAACAAACAAAAAAAGUUCAUCAAGUGACUGUUAAUGUAAACCUGGUUAUUAAAAUAAUUAUAAAAUUACCAUCA